GAACGUGAAUAUUAAUGUUGCAAAGUGAUUACAUUUCUAUAAAAUAUUUCAAAAUAAAUUCUAAUAUGAUGAAAAUAAUGUAAAAUAAAAGGCUUUAAGGAUCUUCAUGAAAGUAUCAACAAGAAAGGAAAUGAAAUGUGUAAAAAAUGUUUUUGUGGACUUAAAUUUGUGAAAUAAAAUUUAAAGAAGUAAACAAUUUUAUCUACAAACAAAUUUAUUAUAUGUGGAACAAAUUACCGAGAAAUUAAAAUAAUCACAUCUGGUUCUCAAAUUCUUCUUCUUUUUCCUGGAUAAAUACUAAAUCUAGGGCAGUUUAAAACUUGCCUUUAAGAAAUAUGGGGCUGCAGCAAGCGACAUUAGCUGUCGUUUUGUUUGCAGCAGCGACAUUUAUUUUAUGGAUACCAAAAGUUGUCGCUUCUCAUCCACCAGAAAUUAUUAAAAGGCCAGCGCCUCAAGGUGUUAAAGUUGGAGGGGUUGCGACAUUUUUCUGUUCGGCACGGGGAGAUCCACAACCUACAAUUAAUUGGCGGAAAAAUGGUAAAAAGGUGUCAGGAACUCAAAGUCGUUACACGGUCAUCGAAACGAACGGUCUGUCACUUUUAAGGAUAGAACCAGUGAGGGCUGGUCGUGACGAUGCUCCAUAUGAAUGCAUAGCAGAGAAUGGUGUCGGUGAUGCAGUGUCAGCAGAAGCUACUUUAACUGUUUAUGAAGCUGAUAAGACGCCUUCUGGUUUUCCAGUCAUUGAGAUACACUCAAACAGCCGAGUCAUAGAAAUUGGACAUACCGCAGUUCUACAAUGUAGAGCGAGUGGCAGUCCAAAUCCAAAAGUUUAUUGGCUGAAGGAUAUGAAGAGAGUUGAACUUACAUCACGUUACACUCUCUUAGAUGGUUCAUUGCAAAUUUCGCAAAGUGAAGAAGCUGAUCAAGGAAAAUACGAAUGCGUUGCAGAAAAUUCAAUUGGCACGGAACAUUCGAAACCAAUAAACCUCUACGUCAAAAUAAGACGCGUUCCACCUCAAUUCUCACGUCCCCCCGACCCUGUUAACGAAGUUUUACUUGGUGGAAGUUUAAAUUUAACUUGUGUUGCUGUCGGUUCACCGAUGCCAUUCGUCAAAUGGCGCAGGGGUUUAGACGAAGAUAUAACGCCUGAGAAUGAACUUCCGAAGGCGUAUAGUGAAACUAGCGGAAUAAUAACAAUGUUCUAUGUUGUGAGAGGACUAAGUCCUUAUACUGAAUACGAAUUUCAUGUAAUUGGUGUCAAUAACAUUGGGCGUGGACCUCCAUCUGCUCCCGUAUCCACAACUACUGGUGAAACAGAAAUGGAAAGCGCACCUAGAAAUAUUGAAGUGAGACCAUUGAGUUCAUCAACUAUGGUCGUUACUUGGCAACCACCAGAAACACCAAAUGGGCAAAUAAAUGGUUACAAAGUUUAUUACACAACAAAUCCUCAUCAACCCGAAGCUUCAUGGAACUCUCAAAUGGUUGACAACAGUGAAUUGACGACCAUUUCUGAACUUACUCCGCUAGCAAUUUAUACAAUUCGUGUUCAAGCUUUUACAAGUAUGGGUGCAGGCCCAAUGUCUAAUCCUGUUCAAGUGAAGACGCAACAAGGAGUGCCUUCACAACCUAGUAAUUUUAGAGCUAUUGAUAUCGGCGAAACGGCUGUGACAUUACAAUGGAGUAAGCCAUCUCAUAGUGGAGAAAACAUUGUUCAUUACGAACUUUAUUGGAAUGACACAUACGCAAACGAACAACACCAUCAGCGCAUUCCAAAUGUUGAAACUUACACAAUGAGUGGCUUGUAUCCUGACACUCUUUAUUACAUCUGGUUGGCUGCGAGAUCACAAAGAGGCGAAGGUGCGACCAGUCCAUCCAUACCAGUUCGAACAAAACAAUACGUACCAGGAGCUCCGCCGAGUAAUAUUACAGCAUCUGCAACGAGUCCAACAACGAUAAAGGUUGCAUGGAGUCCACCGCCACAAGACCGCUCGAAUGGAGUCAUAAUUUACUAUAAACUCUUUUUUGUCGAGGAAGGUCGAUCUGACAGUGAGGCGGAUGAAGUAAAAUUGAAUACAACGGAAUUUGUUUUGGAUGAAUUGAAGCGAUGGACUGAAUACAAGAUUUGGGUGCUUGCAGGCACAUCAGUCGGCGAUGGCCCAAAGUCUUAUCCAAUUACGGUGCAGACACAUGAAGACGUGCCUGGUGAACCUACAAACGUUCGAGUGUCUGCUGUCAAUUCAACAACUAUUUAUGUAUCGUGGAAACCUCCAGCGGAAAAAGAUAGAAACGGAAUCAUUCGUGGCUAUCACAUUCACAUUCACGAGGUUAAAGAUGAGGGAAAAAGCUUCCUUAAUGAGCCAAUGAAGUACGAAAUACUUGAUGGUGUCAUGGAUUAUAACAUAUCAGGAUUGCAACCAGACACAAGAUAUUCAGUUCAAGUUGCUGCGUUAACAAGGAAAGGAGAUGGUGACAGAAGCAAUGCUUUGACUGUUAAGACACCUGGAGGUGUGCCAAUCAGACCAGUAGUGAACUUGAAGAUUCUGGAACGCGAUCCGUUAGUGUCAAUAGAACUGGAAUGGGAACGACCUGCACAAACUUAUGGAGAGCUGAGAGGUUAUCGUGUCAGAUGGGGCGUUAAAGAUCAUCACAAGCUUCAUGAAGAAAUCUUAGGCUCCCAUAUCAAUGUAAAACGAAUCAAAGACUUAGAAAGGGGAAUCGAAUAUGAAUUUCGAAUUGCUGGAACGAAUCAUAUCGGAAUAGGACAAGAAGCAGUUAAAUAUUAUACAACACCUGAAGGGACUCCUUCGGGACCGCCAGUUAACAUAUCACAUCGUUUCCAAACACCGGAUGUCCUGAGUAUAACGUGGGAUCCACCGAUUCGUGAACAUCGGAAUGGACAAAUCUUACGUUACGACAUUCAAUUCCACAAGAAAAUUGAUCAUGGCCUUGGAACGGAAAGGAACACAACAAUCAGAAAAGCUGUGUUUGCAAACUUGGAUCAAAACACUGAAUAUGUUGUAAGGAUACGAGCUUAUACAAAGCAAGGUGCCGGACCAUUUAGUGAGAAGAUAAUCAUUGAAACCGAACGUGACAUGGGACGAGCACCAAUGCAAGUGCAAGCAAUUGCAACUUCAGAGCAAACUGUUGAAGUUUGGUGGGAACCUGUGCCGUCACGUGGUAAAUUAAUUGGAUAUAAAAUUUUCUACACAAUGACAGCUGUGGAAGAUCUCGAUGAAUGGCAAACUAAAACAGUUGGUCUGACUGAAUCUGCUGACUUAGUGAAUUUGGAAAAGUUUGCUCAAUAUGCAAUAGCAAUUGCUGCUAGAUUUAAAACAGGCCUUGGACGAUUAAGCGAUAAGAUAACAGUAAAGAUUAAACCUGAAGACGUUCCAUUAAAUUUGAGAGCGCAUGAUGUCAGCACACAUUCAAUGACAAUCUCAUACUCACCGCCAAUUCGAUUGAAUCCUCUCCAUUACAAAGUCAGCUUUGAUGCAAUAAAAGUUUUUGUUGAUGCUCAAGGAAUCACGCAGACACAAAGCAUUCCGAAACGUGAAAUUACAAUACCUCAACAAAAAAUGUCUCUAACAAUCAAUGAGCUUUCACCUUUUACAACAUAUUAUGUUAAUGUGUCAGCAGUUCCCGCUGAUUUCUCUUAUCGGCCUCCCACAAAAAUCAGCAUAACGACGCAAAUGGCUGCACCUCAACCUAUGGUGAAGCCUGACUUUUAUGGCGUCGUGAAUGGAGAAGAAAUUCAAGUUAUUUUACCACAAGCUUCUGAAGAAUAUGGUCCCAUAUCUCAUUACUAUCUUGUUGUCGUACCUGAAGAUAAAUCAAACUUGCACAAGAACCCAGACCAGUUUUUGACUGAAGAAAUGCUUCCUUCUCGUUUAAAUCGUCACGAUAUGUCGAAUGCACCUUACAUAGCUGCAAAAUUCUUGCAACGAAAUAUUCCUUACACGUUUCCUCUUGGAUCUGGCGACACAUAUCAUAAUUUCACAAACAGAAAACUUGAGCGUGGUAAACGUUACAGAAUAUUUGUUCGAGCUGUUGUUGAUACACCACAAAAGCAUUUGUACACUUCAAGUCCGUUCUCUGACUUUUUAGCUUUGGACAUGAGAGAAGUUCCUCCAGGAGACCCUCCACAUCGACCCGAUCCUAACUCUGCAAACAGUGAAAACGAUGUUUCAGUCAACAUCAGCACAUCUGAACAAGGCCUUUUGUGGGUGAUUCCAAUAAUCGCAGCAUUUAUUUUAUGCUUCUUCCUUAUCAUUGUGUAUGUUGUGAAGAAGAGAAGUCAACCUUGUAAAAACCCUGACACAGCAGUUACACGACCAUUAAUGGCAGCUGAUUUAGGUGCCGGACCAGCACCGACUGAUCCAGUUGACAUGCGAAGAUUAAACUUUCAAACGCCUGGCAUGAUCCAUCAUCCACCAAUACCAAUUUCUGAAUUAGCCAAUCACAUUGAAAGAUUAAAAGCGAAUGGAAACAAUAAAUUCUCGCAAGAAUAUGAAAGCAUUGAACCCGGACAGCAAUUCUCAUGGGAACAUUCAAACUUGGAAGUUAAUAAGCCGAAAAAUAGAUACGCAAAUGUCACUGCUUACGAUCACAGUCGUGUUAUUUUGGCGACUUUGGAUGGACAAGUUGGAAGUGAUUACAUCAAUGCAAAUUAUUGUGAUGGGUAUAGGAAGCAUAAUGCUUACAUAGCAACGCAAGGUCCAUUGCAAAAUACUUGUGCUGAUUUUUGGAGAAUGGUUUGGGAACAGGAAUCAUCAACAAUUGUUAUGAUGACACGGUUAGAAGAGCGAAUGAGAAAGAAAUGCGAUCAGUAUUGGCCGACGAGAGGGACGGAAACUUAUGGAUUGAUGACUGUGACAAUAACAGCAACACAGGAACUCGCAACAUACAGUAUAAGAACUUUCCAAUUGACAAAAUCAGGAAGCAGUGAGUCGAGAGAAAUCAAACAACUUCAAUUUACUGCUUGGCCCGAUCACGGUGUGCCUGACAACCCUGCCCCAUUCUUACAAUUCUUACGUCGCACAAAAUCUCUUACACCAACUGAAUCAGGUCCGAUAAUUGUUCAUUGUUCGGCUGGUGUUGGACGGACGGGAUGUUAUAUCGUUAUAGAUUCAAUGCUUGAACGAAUGCACACAGAGAAAAUGGUCGACAUCUAUGGACAUGUCACUUGCUUGCGAGCUCAACGCAACUACAUGGUUCAAACUGAAGAGCAGUACAUUUACAUUCAUGACGCAUUAAAUGAAGCUGUGAUAUGUGGAAAUACUGAAGUUGCUGCAACUGAACUUCAUACUCAUAUUCAGAAGCUUAUGCAAAUGGAGCCAUCUGAGAAUAUCACAUCAAUGGAAAUGGAAUUUAAAAAGCUUUCAAAUGUUAAAGUUGAUUCAUCAAAAUUUGUUACCGCAAACUUGCCAUGCAACAAGGAUAAAAAUCGAUUAGUUCAUAUCUUGCCAUUUGAAUCAACAAGAGUUUGUUUAUCAGUUGACAGAGGGAUUGAGGGAAGUGAUUAUAUAAAUGCAAGCUUCAUAGAUGGUUACCGAUAUCGAAUGGCAUAUAUAGCAGCACAAGGCCCGUUACCUGAAACAGCUGAAGACUUUUGGAGAAUGUUGUGGGAACAUAAUUCAACAAUUGUCGUGAUGUUAACAAAAUUAAAAGAAAUGGGGAAGGAAAAGUGUACACAAUAUUGGCCUGAUACCCGCUCUGUACGUUAUCAGUAUUAUGUGGUUGAUCCAGUAGCUGAAUACAAUAUGCCUCAAUAUAAACUACGGGAGUUCAAGGUAACUGACGCCAGAGAUGGAUCGAGUCGAACUGUUCGUCAAUUUCAAUUCAUGGAUUGGCCUGAGCAAGGCGUACCAAAAUCUGGUGAAGGUUUUAUUGACUUUAUAGGUCAAGUUCACAAAACAAAAGAACAAUUUGGUCAAGAUGGGCCAAUUACCAUACAUUGCUCGGCAGGUGUUGGGCGCACUGGUGUGUUUAUCACGCUGAGCAUUGUUUUAGAGCGUAUGCAAUAUGAAGGAGUUUUGGAUGUUUUCCAAACCGUCAGAAUAUUGAGAUCACAAAGAAUACAUAUGGUUCAAACAGAAGAUCAAUAUCAAUUUUGCUAUAGAGCAGCUUUAGAAUAUUUAGGCUCAUUCGAUCAUUACACAAAUUAAUUAGCUGAAUUUGUGAAGAAUAACUCAGUGACGUCUAUUUCUAAUUUCUUUUAGCUUGUAACUAUUAAAAACAAAUAUUUUAAAACAUAUAAUACGAGUAUGUAUUUAUAUCUAUCAACCCUGCUAUGAGAAGCAUGUAAAUUGUGAGAGAAAAAUUUAAAUAAGUUUUACAAUUACGCUGUAUUACUUAAACAUUGUCAUUUAUUAUAAACGCACAUUUAAGAUCUGUUUUUAUGUCUUCAUUUUGGAUAUUAUUUCAUUAAUUUUUCGCUUAAAUCGAAGCAUUGUUGUGCUUUAACGAAAAAUAAUUAAAAACGUGAAUUUUAAUUUCAUAUUUUUAAAGUUAAUUAAGAGAAAGACUGAUAAGCAGCAUUUAUAAAGUAAUGUUUUUACUUAUCGUUUUAAAGUCACUGUAACUUGGUGUCGAAUUGAACUUAUAAAUGUUUUUGAUUUAAGUUUCAUCGAUUUAAAUAUUUAGGAGAAAUACAUUUUAACUAUUUAAGGUAACUCAUAAUAGUACAGUGCGGCAUUUUUUAAUUUUUCAUUAUGAGAAACAUCAAGAAAUAUGUAAAUCAUUGUAAUAAACUGAAUAAAUAAAAUAAACAAAAAAUAAACAAUUUUGG
This is a messenger RNA of Clunio marinus, 6787 nucleotides long. The record is from the annotation of a GenBank genome assembly. NCBI's taxonomy places the organism in Eukaryota, Metazoa, Arthropoda, Insecta, Diptera, Chironomidae.